Marchantia polymorpha subsp. ruderalis is the source of this 1200-nucleotide messenger RNA. Lineage: Eukaryota; Viridiplantae; Streptophyta; Marchantiopsida; Marchantiales; Marchantiaceae. The record is from the annotation of a GenBank genome assembly.
AUGAUGUCAACUGUGGUCCCAGUUCUCUUCAUUCAAUGUUUGCUCUCCAUUCUGCUGACAACCACUCUAGCAGCGCCUAUCACCAUCACCAGGGAAACAUUUAGAGCGUGCCGCCCAGGGAGUUGGGCCGGAAUUCCAUCUGAUUGCUGCCCUCCCAAGGUCAUUGAUGGACCCAUUGUCGAUUUCCGUCCGAAAUACGAUGCCUCUAAACCUUUGAGGGUCAGGAAGGCUUUACAAUGUCUCAGCGGCCAUGAGCUACAGACGUAUUUGCGGAAGUUGGAGAAAGGAUAUGUUCUGAUGCGGGCUCUUCCAGACAGUGAUCCGCGCUCUUUCAAAAGGCAGAACGCGAUUCACUGUGCCUACGGGACGGGCUCCUUCCUCCAAGACGGCUCCACCAACCUCACCAUCGACGUUCACUUGAACUGGCUCUUCCUGCCCUGGCACCGCAUGUUCGUGUACUUUCACGAGAGGAUUUUGCAGAAGUUGCUCGGAGAUCCCGAAUUCAGUCUUCAUUUCUGGAAUUUCGACAACAGUGUCACAGCGACGCCAAGACAUGGAUCCCGUGGCUGCUACAAGGCUGGUCAUUUCGUGCCGCCGAUGUACAACGAUCCGUCGAAAGCAACAUUUGAAGCUAAUCGCUCAGUCAGGGCCUUCGACCCCAACAGGGCCGUGGACUAUGCGUACAACUUUAACCCUCUUCUGGGACCUCCUGCCUGGCCCAACAACACCGUGGAGGAACAAACGCGGAUGAACCGAGAAGUCAUGCACAGAUCGAUGAUCACCCUCGCAAAUACCACCAACUUCAUCGGGAAGACUUACAGAGUCGGAGACGCACAAAUUCUGAUCCCAGCGGUAGGAGCUGGUACGAUCGAGUUGGUACCCCACAAUACGCUGCACGCUUGGAUCGGAGGAUGGAUGCUGCAGCCCAUUACUGCGCCCAUUGACCCUCUAUUUUACCCUUUCCAUGCAAACAUGGAGCGACUCUGGAGCGUCUGGCGCAAGUUGGGCUACGGCAAUGACGAUCCGACUGACCCAGACUGGCUCAAUGCAACAUUUCUCUUCUGGGAUGAGAAUUCAGUGAUGAGGAGAGUCAGAGUGAGGGACUUUCUGGAUUUGAAUGCUCUCGGGUACAGGUACGAGAAGGUGAAUGACGCGAGUUGGAUCUUCUUCGACAACUCCACCAGCCCAAGGGCUCCUUAA